UCCUUUUUCUCAACCCUGACCUGACAUAUAUAAUCAUAUUUUUUAAAUUUAUGUCAUCGAAAAAUGUAAACAUGAUGUAAACACAGGAGAACCUAACCUUAUAUAUUUUUCAAUAUUUUUCGAAUGGAGCUGACAAAUUUACUGCAAAAAUGUUCUCUCGUCAACAAAUACAAAGUAACCAAAGAGAACGAUAGACAAGAGGAUGAAAAAUUUCAAAAAAUCUAUAAAAAGUGGAAAGGAACUGACGUCAAGGACAAAGAUAUCACCUACAAAGUUAUUCCAAAAUUUUACUUUAAGUUGCCAAAAGAUGACGAAAUAUUACCGCAAAAACUACGCGAGGAGACACGUGCACUAUUUUUACAACGAAGAUCUCGUCAAUUGUUGGACAAUAAUGAAUUGAAGGCACUUUGGGUGCUGCUUGAUAAACAUCACAGUCCACCGUUGUCGGGCGAUGAGCAGCUCAUUAAUUAUGAGGAUUUUAAAAAAGUGGGUAAACUCGCUGGCCAAAAGUGCAGUUUAUAUUUUACUGCCGUUGUUUUCGCAAAAUUGCAACAAGGCGAUCCACAUGGACGAGUGAGUAUAAUGGCACUGUUCAAUUAUGUGAUGAGAAAAGUUUGGCUCCACCAGACGCGAAUUGGACUCUCGCUGUACGACGUCACUGGUCAGGGUUACCUUCGAGAAUCGGAUUUGGAGAAUUAUAUAUUGGAAUUAAUUCCAACGUUGCCGCAACUUGAGGGUUUGGAAAAGUCGUUUCAUUCGUUUUACGUGUGCACGGCUGUGCGAAAAUUUCUCUUCUUUUUGGAUCCAUUGAGAACGGGACGUGUUCGAAUACAAGACAUUUUAGCGUGUAGUUUUCUCGACGAUCUCCUUGAAUUGCGCGAUGAAGAUUUACCAAAAGAUUUGCAGGAGGCCAAUUGGUUUUCAGCGCCGUCAGCACUUAAGGUUUAUGGCCAAUAUCUUAAUCUCGAUCGCGAUCAUAAUGGCAUGUUGAAUAAAGAAGAACUUUCCGGUUACGGAACUGGAACGCUGACUGGAGUUUUCUUGGAACGCGUCUUUCAGGAAUGCCUUACAUAUGAGGGAGAAAUGGACUAUAAAACUUAUUUGGAUUUUGUACUCGCUCUCGAAAAUCGCCACGAACCACAAAGUCUUCAUUAUCUGUUUCGAAUUUUAGACAUUAAUAAUACCGGAUAUUUAGACACAUUUUGCCUAAAUUAUUUCUUUCGUGCAAUUCAAGAACAAAUGUCGAUGCACGGACAGGAGCCUGUAACGUUUGCGGACGUUAAGGACGAAAUUUUCGAUAUGGUGAAACCGUCCGAUCCUUCGAAAAUAACUUUACAGGAUCUACUCUCUUGCGGUCAGGGAGACACUAUGGUUAGUAUUUUAAUAGAAUUCCACGGAUUCUGGGCAUAUGAGAACCGGGAAGCAAUGGCUGCCGAUUCAGGAGAUGAAUCUUCGCAUGUUUGAUAAUUUUUUUUCCUUUGCCUGCGUAAAUAACAAUUCAAUUAUUCAAUAGUAUUUGAAUUUUUAUUGAAUAGUAUUUUUAUACCAUUUUUAAAGAAUGAACAAUAAACAUCGAAUACAUUUUUUACGUUUUA
Leptopilina heterotoma is the source of this 1595-nucleotide messenger RNA. Its product is annotated as serine/threonine-protein phosphatase 2A regulatory subunit B'' subunit gamma-like. The coding region runs from base 124 to 1464 and encodes 446 amino acids. Lineage: Eukaryota; Metazoa; Arthropoda; Insecta; Hymenoptera; Figitidae. Gene Ontology annotation, cellular component: centrosome; spindle. The record is from RefSeq and is a predicted model, not a curated record. Gene Ontology annotation, biological process: positive regulation of B cell differentiation; B cell homeostasis; cortical cytoskeleton organization. The transcript is spliced from 7 exons.